Vollenhovia emeryi is the source of this 2284-nucleotide messenger RNA. Its product is annotated as frizzled-4. Gene Ontology annotation, cellular component: plasma membrane. Gene Ontology annotation, molecular function: Wnt-protein binding; Wnt receptor activity. Gene Ontology annotation, biological process: non-canonical Wnt signaling pathway; canonical Wnt signaling pathway. Bases 160 to 2157 code for a protein of 665 amino acids. Lineage: Eukaryota; Metazoa; Arthropoda; Insecta; Hymenoptera; Formicidae. The record is from RefSeq and is a predicted model, not a curated record. The transcript is spliced from 6 exons.
GCUCUUAUACUUAAAAAUAUUAAUCUCAUGUCUUGUGUGUGUUUUUUUAGAGUCUCUAAUUGAAAUUUUCGCAUGAUGCACGAUCGACAUUCCAGCGCGUCGAUCGAUCGACGGCGAGUGGUAUACGCGACUGAAAAUUUCACGUAACGAUCAGCAUUUAUGACUGCGAUUUGGAAAAUGCGUUGGAUCUUGCUGCCGCUGUUGACGUUGGUGCGUGCGAUAUGGUGCGCGCACGGCGCUUGCGAGCCGAUCAGGAUCGAGAUGUGCCGUGGCCUCGGCUACAAUGUCACGGUCAUGCCGAAUCUAGUUGGUCACGAGAUUCAAGGCGAUGCCGAUUUUACUCUACAAACCUUCAGCCCGCUCAUUCAAUACGGGUGCAGCGCGCAACUGCAUCUGUUUUUGUGUUCGGUGUACGCCCCGAUGUGUACCGAGAAAGUCUCCGCGCCUAUUGGCCCUUGUCGAGGUUUGUGCGAGCAAGUGCGGGCUCGCUGUUUCCCGGUUCUUCAGGGAUUCGGAUUUCCCUGGCCCGCCGCGCUAAACUGCUCCAAGUUUCCGCCGGAAAACAAUCACCAGCACAUGUGCAUGGAAGGACCGGGCGAGCCGGGACCGGCUAAUCCUAUCCAGGCGGUGAGCACCAGCAACGGGCCUUGGGGCUGCUCCUGGUACGCAAAGUCCGGACUGUACAUCUUCCUGAAUCGCUCUGGAAGAUGCGCCGCCGCGUGCGACGCCGAUAUCCUCUGGUCUCAGAAGGACAAGAAGCUCGCGGAGGCCUGGAUGGCCGUAUUCGCAACGGUAUGCCUAGUCUCCGUCGCGAUCGCUAUCCUGACACUUUUAAAACCGCGUAAACGGCCUAUACUCACCACUACCGCAGAGCGCGCGAUAGUCUUCUUGACGAUCUGUCACGCGGCAGUCGCAAUUGGCUACGUGAUUCGAUUGGCUGCCGGCCGGCUAAACGUCGCCUGCACUCCCGCGAUGCCGUUACAUCCGCAGGAUCAAGCCGUCUUGGCCCAGCAGCAACAACAGCAACAGUACCUAACGCAAGACGGUCUAGCCAAUCCCUAUUGCGCCGUCGUUUUCUUGCUACUCUAUUACUUUGGAAACGCAGCGAUCGUUUGGUGGGUCGUGAUAUGCGCCUGGUGGUGCAUAAUGGCCAGAAAAUGGACGAGGACGAGGACGGCCGGCAACUACAAGGAGGAUAGUUUGGUCGGACCGCAACAGGGAUUCUCAACCGUCGCCGCUGUCGCGGCCUGGGGCCUCCCCGCCGCGCACACUAUCGCCGUUCUGGUCACGAGGGACGUCGACGCCGACGAGUUGACCGCAAGUUGUUUCGUCGGCCAGCAGAACGCGCAUUCCUUGCUGGUAUUAGUGUUGGCCCCGCAAUUCGUCUACCUGUCGUUCGGCGCAACGUUUCUUUUGGUUGGCCUAGCGACGUUGGUGUUACCACGGCGCCCGGCAGUGACACCGACGUCCACGGCGACGGCAAUGGCGACGGCGACGUCGACGUCGACGUCGACGUCCUCGUCCUCGUCGACAGCGGCGGCGGCGGCGGCUGCGGCGGUUUUAACGGCGCUAACGGCGUCCCAGGCGAAUCCGCUGAUGCGCCCGCAGCGCGAGAUCCCCGGCAAGUCGAGCCCGGCUGAGAUGCACCGGCGGCAGAAGCAGCUGCUGACUCGCGUCGGCAUAUUCGCCUGUCUCUACGCCACCCUGAUAAUUUGCCUCGCCAGCACAACCUUCUACGAGUGGUGGGGCAGGGAGACGUGGCUCCGAGCGCCGGAACCGUCGACGGCGCCGCGCGUACCCGCCCGGCCUCUCCUGCAGUUGUUUGUCCUGCGACUGGUGGUGAGCCUCGGUGCCGGCGUCGUGGCCGCUGCGUGGAUCUGGUGGCCGGAAGUAACGAGCGCCUGCCGCAAGCUGCCUCACUGCAAGCAACCGCCGCACAAGUGCCAUCCGGUGCCCGUCGUGCACUGUUACAACGCUGCCACCGCCGGCAGCCCCAUACCUCAUCAGAUUCAUCAUCUCGCUCAUCUCACGCCGCCGCAGCAUCCUCUCUUGCAUCAGCACGCAACUAUCGCCAAUUCGCAAAUGUCACAUAGAAACCAUAAGAAGCAUCGGAAACACCGAAAGUAUUAUCAUUCCGGUAGCGAGACACAAGUCUGAGCGACGGUUGCGUCGUGCCAACGCUUCGCAAUCUUAUCCUUAUAUAUCUUCGAUAUGACCAGACUCUAGUAGCACAGUGCAUUGGCUAAACAUUGGUCCAAUAUUGGGAAUACUAGAUUUACAUUAU